This is a messenger RNA of Schistosoma haematobium, 8490 nucleotides long. Its product is annotated as putative calcium-dependent cell-adhesion protein. Lineage: Eukaryota; Metazoa; Platyhelminthes; Trematoda; Strigeidida; Schistosomatidae. The record is from RefSeq and is a predicted model, not a curated record. The transcript is spliced from 8 exons. Bases 208 to 4569 code for a protein of 1453 amino acids. Gene Ontology annotation, cellular component: plasma membrane. Gene Ontology annotation, molecular function: calcium ion binding. Gene Ontology annotation, biological process: homophilic cell-cell adhesion.
UGAAUCAUUUCUAUUUUAUUGGAAAUAUUGAAUUGUAAAAGUUCCAUUGAGUUCUUUGAAUUGUGUUGUUUCGAUUCAAAUCUCAUAAUGAUAAUGUAUUCAAUAAAUAAGCCUUAAUCCAUACAAAUGAUGAUAAGAAAUAUACAUCCAAUAUUCAAUUAAUUAAUUGAUUCUCUUCUAAUCAUAGAAGACAAUCAUUCAUUUACCAUGAUCAUUCAUCAUUAUGAUUAUGUAAUACAUUCACCAUUGAUUACAUUAUCAUUAUCUAAACUAUAUUUUUAUAUCAGCUUUCUAUUCUACUUUAUAUUAUGCUUAUCUAUUCAUGAGAAUACGAUACAAAAUAUCAAUGAAUUAACAUUUACAAUAAAAGAAGAAUUACCCAUAGGUACAAUUAUUGCAUCAAAUAUACAAUUAGGCAAUUUAUUUUUACAUUUUAAUCACUAUGGUAACAUUGAAAAUAUGACAAAUAUUAUUAAAAUAUUAAAUCAAAAAGAUCCAGGUAUAAAUUGUUUUCAUUUUCAAUGGUUACCAUUAGAAUCAUUAAAUGAUUCGAAUAGAAAUCAAUUACAAUUGAUUAUUAAUAAUCGAAUUGAUCGUGAAAUUAUAUGUCCAAUUAAAACUCAUGAAUUACGUAAUAAUAAUAAUAAUAAUAAUAAUAUGAAUGAUCCUAAUCAUCUUGAUCUGGAUCAUAUCAAUGAUCUACAAUCCAUAAAUUCUGAUUGUAUAAUUACAUUAAGAAUAGCAUUAUUUAUAAAUAAUCUACAAAAAAUUUAUCAAAUUCAUAUUUAUAUAGAAGAUAUUAAUGAUAAUCCACCAAAAUGGAAUAUGAAUAAUCUAACAAUCUAUUUUCAUGAUGAAGAUCCACCAGGGACAAAACAAUCUAUAUUAUUAGCUUAUGAUAUAGAUAUUGAUAUCAAUGCUAAAAUUACAUAUCAAUUAUUAAAUAAUGAUAUUUAUUCUUAUCAAUUGAAUGAUAGAAAUUAUAAUCAUAAUAAUAAUAAUAAUUUAAAUUUACGCGGUACCGAUAUAUUUGAAUUAGUUCAAGAAACAUUGAAUCAUGAACGUUUAUAUUUAAAAACACGAUAUACAUUAGAUCGUGAAUCAAAACCUUAUGGUUGGAAUUUAAUAUUAUUAGCUAUUAAUAAUGAUAGUUUAAUACAAUUAAGUAGUCAAUUAUUAUUACAUAUACAUUUAAUUGAUAUUAAUGAUAAUAGUCCCAUAUUUACACAAACAUUAUAUAAACCUCAAUUACCAAAUCAAAAAAUUGGUAUUAUCCCUGAAAAUUAUCCAAUCAAUAAAACAAUUUUAAAAGUAUCAGCUACAGAUAUAGAUGAAGGUAAAAAUGCUCAAUUAACUUAUCAUUUAGCCUUAGAUACUACUAAUAAUCAAUUAUUAUGUCAUUUUUUUAAUUUAACACAAAAUGGUGAAUUAUAUCUUAUUCAAUCAUUAAAUGUAGAUAGAAUAACACAAAUUAAUUCAACUCGUUUAUAUUUACCAAUAUCAAUGAUUAAUUUAGAUGUGAUUGUUAUAGAUGGUGCUAUGAUACCAUAUAGUAAAACUGGAUCAACUACUAUUCAAUUACAAAUAGAGAAUAUUGAUGAUGAACCACCUGAAAUCUAUAUACAUCCUAUUCAAUCUCUAAAACAACAACACCACGACCAACAACAACAAGAUGAUCAUUCCAUAUUACAUAAUCACCGAUUUUAUGAAACAGAAAUUGGUGUAUAUGAAAAUCAAACUAUUGGACAAUUAAUUGCAUUAAUUGAAGUAAAAGAUCCUGAUGAUUUAAUGAAUCCAACUAGUAUACAAUGUAGAUUAAUUGGUUCUAAUUCUAAUGAUUUUUAUUUAUCUUAUCAUAAUUCAAUAAAUAAUGAAUAUCAAUUAUAUACUAAUACAAUAUUAGAUCGUGAAAUACAAUCUAAAUUAUUAGUAUCUAUUGAAUGUAAAGAUUUAGCUAAUCAUAUUACAUUACAUAAUUUGAUCAUACAUAUAUUAGAUAUAAAUGAUCAUCAACCACAAUGUAUGAAAUCUCAUUAUUAUUAUUCAUUAUAUGAAGAUGAUAAUGAACAAGAAGAUCAGGAUAAUGAUGAUGAUCUUGAUCCAGAUCCUGAUCAUGGUGUAAAUUAUCGAUUGGAUAAAACAAUGAAAAAUCGUACAUGGUUAACAUCAAAUGGUUUAGCUUAUAUUUUAGCAACUGAUAAUGAUAUUGGUAUAAAUAGUCAAUUAAUUUAUGAAUUAUCUAAUGAAUCUAUUGAACAUUUCAAUUAUAAAUUUACAAUUCAUUCUAAUACUGGACAAUUAUUCGCAUGGGGACCAUUUGAUCGUGAAUCUAUAUCAAUUUAUGAAUUAUCAAUUAUAGUAAAAGAUAAUGGUAAUCCUAUACAAUUAAGUACAAAUUGCUUAGUAACUAUAAAUAUAUUAGAUAUUAAUGAUAAUAUACCAAUAUUUCAUCCACAAUUAAAUAUCAUUGGAGGUUAUUUAUUUCAUAUUAAAGAGAAUCAAUUACCUGGUACAUAUAUUGGACAAAUUCAAGCCUAUGAUUUAGAUGAUUUACCAGCAUCCAUAGAUAUAACACAAUUAUUUCAUGAAUAUGAUCAAUCGAAUUCAUUAUUAGUAUUAUCAUCAUCAUCAUCAUCAUCUAAUAUCCAUAAGGUUAAUAAUGAUGAAUUGAAAGGUAUUCUAAGUAGUAUAGAUAAAAAAUUAACAUAUUCAUUAAAAAAUGAAUAUCAUUCACAAAUGUUUCGUAUUGAUCCUAAAACUGGAGUUAUUAUUACACGAACAAUACUAGAUCGUGAAAUUCAAGGAACAUAUACAUUCUAUGCAUAUGUACAUGAUGGUCCUGAUAAACCUAUUCAAAUAACAAAUACUACUGUUAAUAAAACUGAAAUUCAACGUACUAUUAAUAAUUAUCGUUCACAUACAGCUUCUAUCAUGAUUACAAUUACUAUACAAGAUGAAAAUGAUAAUGAUCCAGUAUUUAUUCGACCAAAUUCAACAAAUCAUAUGAUAUUAUUAAAUCCAACAGCUAUACCUGGACAAUCAUUAUCACAAUUAUUAGCAAUAGAUCCAGACGAAGGUUUAAAUGGACAAGUAUCAUAUGCAAUAAAAGGUGAAACAGCUGGAAUAUUAUUCAAUGUUGAUCCAAGAACUGGAUUAUUAUACCUAGAAAGUCAAAUACCAAGACAAUAUAUAACAAAUAAUAAACAAAAAACUACAAUAAAUAAUCAAGGAAAUGAUUUAAAUUAUCCAACAUUUUUAUUAGGAUUAGAUGCAUGUGAUCAUGGAGAACCAAGACGAUGUACACAUUUUCCAAAUCUUCAGAUACAGAUUCGCAGUUCAUCGAAUAUUAUUGACGAAGGGAAAUCAAAUGAAUACAGACAAACUGAUUUAUCUAUUAAUCAACAAAUCGAUGAUAUUUUUAUGUCUCAAUCAAGUCAUGGAUCUCUAUCAUCAUCAUCGUCAUCAUCAUCAUCAUAUGGUUCUGGUACUUCAACUACUUAUCUUGGAAGAUAUUCACUUGGUGAAAUAUUAAUCAUUGGAUUAUCUAUAUUCUUUUCAAUAUUAAUUUUAAUUAUUCUAUUUAUUAUUUGUAUUGUACGACGUAGAACUCAACGAAUAUUACAGAAUAAUGAACGAAUAAAUCCUGAACUGUUGAAAUUGAAUCAAGGAAAUGCUGGAUUCAAUGUUGAAUCGAAUGAAAAAAAUAAACGAACUAAACCUCGGGUUAAGUUAUCCAAUUCAAAUAUUAAUAAAAAGAAUACAAUUGUUAAAAAGUCAUUUUUAUUAAGGUUAUUUACACGACAACUAAAUAAAGAUAGAACUAUGAAUAUGCAUCAUGCACAUGUGAAUACAACCUCAUCAACAUCAGUGUUACCAAUCAGUUGUAAUUUAUCAAUUAACAAUUCAAAUCCAUUGUCAAUAUCAUCAACAUCAGUAUUAUCAUCUUCUACAGGACAAAUGUCGAAUCCAUUCAGAUUAAACUAUUCUGUAGAUAUGAUGAAUUCACGUUUAUAUAAUCCAAAUAUUCAUCAUUCUAUAAAUUAUGGACCCUACAGUCCAAUAUGUGUAAAUACUACUAAUAAUAUACCAGUAAUAUCAGAUGAUUAUCAAUCAUUGAAUUGUUGGAAUGAUUUACCAGUAUAUUAUUCAAAUCAAUUAAAACAAGAUAAUAUAACAAAUUCAAAUACACCACAAUUAUAUAUGAAACAAUUAAAACAAUCAACCAAUGCACAAAAUUCAAAUUUAGAUAAUAAUAAUAAUAAUAAUAAUAAUAAUAUUACAUCACCAUCAUCACCACCAACGACAACAACAACAACAGGAUUAUCAUCAUUACCAAUUGUAUUACAUAAUAAACAAAGUGAUUCUAAUUGGAUAUUACACAAUACUCAUCUAUUAAUGAAUAAUAAUAAUAAUAAUAAUAAUAAUAAUAAUAAUAAUAAUAAUAUAAAGAAUAAUGGUAUAUUAUCAAAUGAUUUGAACAAUCAUUCAUCAUUAAAUCAACAGAAUAUUUGUAAAACUAAUGGGAAUUCACAAGCUUAUACAGGAUUAAUGAAAUCUAGUUUUGUAUAGUUACCUAGUCGGUUGCGUAAUAAUAAUAAUGGUAAUAUGUUAGUGUAAUGUUAUGAAUACGCAUGGAAUGAAGUACCUUAACUAAAAUGAAACUCAAUUUCUUUUCAUAGUUGCUUGGUGGUCGGUUUAAUUUCUUUUGAAAUUCUUUCUUCUUUAUCAAUCUACUCACGAACACACACACAAUCAUGGCAAUAUAUACAAAAAUGAUAAUUUUAUUUGUAAUCAAAGAGAAAAAUAUAAUACUGAAUUUUUAUGAGUAUGACCUAUGAUUUAAUCAAUCCGUUUAUUAUUAGGAUAAAGGUUGUGGAGAUUGUUAAGUUUUUGAUUGAGAUCAUGAAUUGAUUGAUGUUAGAACACUAUUGAAAACCUGUAAGCGCUGGACGGCCAUUUCGUCCUAGUAUGGAACUCCUUAGAAGUACUCAGCCACGAACCCCGCUCGCCCGACUAGAAUCUUUCAGUCUUACGCGGGAAUGUUUAACAUUUAGACCACUGAAUCAGUAUCCAACAGUGCUGAGGAGUUCCACAAUUGGACGGAAUGACUGUACAGUGUUUCCAGGUUUUCAAUGGUGAUCACACAUCAAUCGGUUCAUGAUCUCAAUCGAUCAGUUUAUCUUGAUUAAGAGAAUAAUAUUAUUUAAAUGGUUGGAUAGUCGACAGAAAAUCUUGCAUCUAUAUUUUGUGCUAGUUAAUACAUGUCACCAAGGCAUAUCUGUACUCUUGUGAAGACUAUAGACUUAAGUGACUCAGGUUCAUAUACCACAGUGAUUAUCAUUAGUUCUUUUGAGUUUUCAAGUAAAUGUCGCUGACAACUGUAAACUAACAUUAAAUUACCUUCAACCAUAUAAUAGUUAAUUAUAGCCUAUUCGAUGAUGAAUCAAUUAGAAUGAUAACCAUAUUGUAGUUUGAUUGAUAAAAUCCGAUCACCAUUAAAAGAUUAGAUAAACAUAACAUUGAUCAUUAUUCAAGUAACCGAUCAAUCAACAAUUUUUGAUCAGAAAAAAAAUAUUUAAUUAAACAAGGCAUCAUUACAAAAUAGUUGUUACAAAUGGAUUAAAUAUACUAUUCCAUACUAAGAUAAAACGAUCGUCUAGUGCUUCCACGUUUUCUAUGGUAGUCUAGCUUAAAUUCAUUCAUGAAUACAAUUAUUGAAUUAACUAUAAUUUUCUGUAACAUUUAAUAAACCAAGAAUGCUAGAAUGCCUAUGGUGAUGUUAAUGAUGUAGACUCAUCAGAUGAUACUUUUUCAAUAUAUUCACUUGGAGAUCUGUUAAUAAAUGGUUAGGUUUUACACUUUAACGAUUCUAUCUGCAAUCAAUUGGGAUGUAAUAAGUUCAUAUUUUGUGGACUGUAUUCAUGUUUUCUCAAAUUCACAGUUUUAAUAAGCACAAUUGCUUAAAAUGUAAUUUAAUGGUUCAAUUCAUGAGUUGACUUAAGCUAGAUCACCGUUGAAAACCUAGAAGCACUGAAUGGCCUUUUCGUUCUAGUAUGGGACUACUCAAAGCAUCAUGGUGGAUUCGGACCCAGGACCUUCGGCCUCUAGAUCACUGAGCCGGAAUCCAAUGCUGUUAGUGUCUAACUUCAACCAAUCCACGAACUUGCGCAACCGUCCACCACUGCUGAGGAGUCCCAUACUAAGACGAAACGGCCGUCCAGUGAUUCCAGGUUUUCCAUGGUUGUCUAGCUUUAAUUGACUCAUGAUUUCAACCUGUGAAAUUUCUAAAAAUCUCUACAAAACCCAUUCUCAUAAUUUAAUUAUCGAGUAAUCUGAAAAUUGUAGAAUUACUUCAAAACAUAUCUUUGUUUCCUCUCAUCAUCUGCCACUGAUAAGUGUUUAUAAAAUCAAAGAUUUAUUAGCUAAAACAUUAAAGAGUUUCGCAGGUUUCACUAUCUUUGUCAUUUUAUGGGACCCUCCACUUCUUCAAAUCAUCUGGAUAUAGAAGAACAAACACAAUCAAUAAAGUAGGGAAAUUGUUUAUGCACAAUAACAUUACCACUAGUCGGAACAUUGUUUAUUGAGGAAUCUUUACAACUAUAUUCUGAGUAUAUACGCAUUAAAUCUAAUCUGUACAUGUUACCACCGUCCAAAUACGAAGUACUUUAUGUUCAAAUGUAAAUUUUCCCAAGCUUCAAUGAAGUUUGAUUUAGAAAACAAGAUGGUACAUGAGACGUUACCGCCGAUUUGUCCAAUUUAUCAGUGAUCUAAUAGCUUAUGAACUCUAUAUUCAUAUGAGUUUUUCUGCUUUAUAUGUGUAUAGAGGUGACUUAGGGACUAAAGUACUCAACUCUUCAUCAUCAGUUCAUAAAUUAAGACUUUAAUCCGUUUAACUCAACUUGAACAACGAAAUAUUACUGCCAUUCGCAAUCAUAGAAGCAAUUUUAUUCAUAGAUGAGUACAAAAAAGCUGUAAAUGGUAUGCGAAUGUUUUUAGUUAAACAAAGAUACCUUCACAAUUGAUUGAUCGCUGGAUAGUGAUCAAUGUCAUGUAUAUCAGGUCCUUCUUAGUGCAUACCGAAUUCUAUCGAACAAGUAGCAUUGUGGACAUUAGUCUAAGUGACUGAACAUUGCGUGCACUAUGUUGAGAUAAGACGCUGGUUGUAGGUAAUCAACAGGAAUCUCUGGAUCUAGAUUUCGUGCUACUUGGCAGUCGUUUCUAACUGUGAAGCUGGGUGACACGGGAUCGAAUCCGUCAAGGAGCAUCAGUUCCGUCAAGAUUACAAUUACACCUGCUGACAAGUGCCAAGUAGCACGACAUCUGGGUCCAGGGAUUCCUGUUGACUACCUCCAACCACCAUCUUAACACAUAACUUCAUAUAAAACAAUCUUACUUUUGUAAAGGAUUGAACUCUUUUCUACCUAUUUAACUCCCAACUACCUAUGCAGCCUAAUUUGAUUACUGAUAACUGAUUUUAGUAUUUCUCUUGUCGUUUAUUCACUUCUCAUUAUAUAACGAAUAGGUGAAAGUAUUUAUAAAGUGAUCAAUCAAUGAAUAAAAUGAAGAUCUCAUUAGCCAUAUACAUAUUAUCAAUAUUUGAUCCCAUUAUUUUAGCGAUCAAAAAUGUAAGUUAUAUUAAAUGUUCAAGAUAUCAAACUCUAGUUAGUAAAGGGUGAGUGUAAUUAGUUGGUUUUAAAUUCAAUCGGAAAUAUGAAUAGUCUAUUCGACCUUAGUAGUUCAUUGUAUAAAAUUGAUGUAAAACGUUUGUAAAUACUAUGAAUAUACAUGUAAUGUAUAUCAAACAAAUAAAUAGGUUAUUCCGAACAUGGUAAAAUAGUUUAUCCUGAACAUGAUAGAUUACAGAUCUGAUUUACCUCUAUUAUUUAGCCAGUUAGUCAGCUACAGCAUAGGAUCAGGCACAUAUAUGAAUCGGUCCAAGUUGCCACACCUCAUUAGCACAACAAGAUAAACAUCACAUUCAUAGAAGUAGUUACUUCAAUGGUAGUAAUAUAUAAAAGAAAUAUUGUGCAUAAGGGUAUAAUACAGGGAGAAAGAAAGGUACGAAGUAAUUUGGAUCUGAGCCAUGGCUCAGAUUAGAAGUUAGUGACUUCAAGCACUUCAAGCCACGUUUUGGUUUGGCCGCCUCUAACUUAAUUCCAAACGUCUCCAACACUAGUAAGCAUUGAGCGUCGUGGUAAUCAGUGUUCAAGCAUACGUAACGCGUGGCACAACCAUCUCAGUCGAUGUAGGCUCAAAGCUUCAUCAACUGAUUUACUAUCAUUCCUUAAUACUUUGCGUCUAACCUUAUUAUUACUUACCCGGUCAUCCCAGCAGAUGCGAGCUAUAUUUCUAAGACAACUGUGAUCAAACACUAGUAGCUUAACCUCUAUUAUUAUGUUUACAAUGAUAUGUAUGUAAUGAAUGUUAGUUAAACUGUAAGUAUUGACUGAUGUAUCAUGAUGAGCAAUACAUUUAAAAUUUUCUGAUCCG